Molecule: messenger RNA, 2103 nt
Organism: Colletotrichum karsti
Lineage: Eukaryota; Fungi; Ascomycota; Sordariomycetes; Glomerellales; Glomerellaceae
Product: oligopeptidase family protein
Exons: 3
Coding region: 1-2103 (700 amino acids)
Biological process (GO): proteolysis
Molecular function (GO): serine-type endopeptidase activity
Source: RefSeq, a predicted model, not a curated record
AUGCGCGUGGCCAAGGAUUUCACCCCCGACGUGCUGCUGAGCGCUCCUCGUCGUGGCUCCGCCGUCCCGAGCCCCGAUGGCACCCUCAUUCUCUACACCCAGUCGACGCACAGCUUCGAGGACAACAAGACCGUCAAGGAGGUCCGCCUCAUGGAUAUCGAGAGUGGGGCCUCCGACCAGCUCACCGAUGAUGACAAAGUCCACGAUGCCCAGUGGCUGCCGGGCACCAAAACCGAUGUCAUUUACUUAAAGUCGGGCGAGAAGGGAACGACGCAGAUCUGGAUUGCCAAUGGCGACGACCCGGCCAAGGAGCAUUACGUCGCUGGCGAGUAUGAUGCGCCAAUCACUGCGCUGAAGUUGAAGGCGCUGGACGACGGAAGUGUUGCGUUUGUCGUUGCCGGACUGGUCGGUCCUGACGGCGGUCUUUUCAAUGACGAAACAGAAGAGAAGAAGAAGUCCACUGCUCGCAUCUUUGACGGUCCCAAAGUCAGGGUUUGGAAUGAGCUAUACAAGUCACACAAAUAUGCUCUAUGGUACUCAACUCUUGUCAACGCACACGGAAAAUGGGGAGUUGCCGGAGAGUUGCAAAAUAUCGUCAAAGAUACGACUCUUGAGGCGCCAGUGGGCAUGUACGAUGUUGCCGAUCCGACAGACAACUUUGACAUCAGCGAAAAGGGCAUUGCUUUCGUUGCUGAGGAUCCCAGGCCUUCGUCGCCAGAGUUUGUCCGCAUUGCCCAUGUCUACUAUGUCCCCCUCGCAUCCUUUACAGCCGCACCACCUACACGGCCAAGGCCCGUCGUCAUGGGCAUAUCCGAGACCAAGGCGUACUACCAGAACGUGAGGUUCUCACCAGACGGUUCGAAAAUCGCGUUUCUACAUGCGCCUUACGCCAACCCUGUAGAUGUCAGGUUGUAUAUGGGCCAUACGAGUUCCUUCGGUGCUUAUCACGUACAUACCAUGAUCUUCGGCAAAGGGCCUCGUCUACCUCCGCGGAGCUUCGAAUUCGCAGGCAGCUCUGAUGCUUUACUCAUCACAACGGAGGACUGCGGAAGGGUCAAGCUGUCCCACCUUGAGCUUCGGCACGGUGCAGAGGCAACGUCGCUCGUUGAGAGCGGCGUUGUGUCUGCCUUUUACCCUCUGAAAGAGGGCAACUACGACCAGCUCCUCGUUACCAGCAACAGCAUCGUCGAGAGCAGCUUGUGGCAGAUUGUCGAUACCACGCUGAAAACGCAAUCAAAGGUGGUAUCUUCCUCCACAAAGCACGGGGCCAAGUAUGGUCUCUCACACAGCAUGGUUUCGGAAUUUUGGUACGAAGGCGCUGAUGACGCCGUCGUGCACUCUUUCAUCAUCAAGCCCUCCAACUUUGAUGAGCGCAAGAAGUACCCUUGGGUCCUCCUACCCCAUGGGGGCCCAGAGUCGUCUUGGCUGGACUCUUGGUCCACGAGGUGGAACUUAGCUCUCUGGGCACAACAGGGUUACGUCCUCAUUGCGCCGAACAUUGCCGGUAGUACGGGCUACGGCGUCGACUUCACCGCACGCAUCUACCGUUCCUGGGGCGGCGCUCCGUACCAAGACCUCGUCAACCUGAUGGAGUACCUCAAGCCGCUGCCCUAUCUCGAUCACGACCGAGCCAUCGUUGCGGGGGCCUCGUAUGGAGGGUACAUGGUCUCGUGGAUGUUCGGACAGGAGAUGAUUCGCAAGUUCGCGUGCGCCAUUUGGCAUGACGGCAUCUUCAACUUGCCCGUGUUCAUGAUCCAAAGCGACGUCGUCGACGGCGGGCCGGAUUUUGCGGGUGCUCCGUACUUGUGGAGCAACGGCGAGGAGCUGGAGAAGUGGAACCCCGCGCGGCCGGAGCUGUUGCGGAACUGGAAGCAUGCGCCGCCGACAUUGGUCAUCCAUAGCGAGAAGGAUUACCGGUGUCCUAUCACCGAGGGACUGGCAGCGUUCAACACUCUGCAAGCUCAAGGGGUUAAGAGUCGCUUUCUGACUUUCAGUGAUGAGUGCCACUGGGUUUUGAACCCGGAGAACUCGUUGGUUUGGCACCGAACAGUCUUUGAGUGGAUGGAGAAGCACGUUGGAGGAAAAGAGGCGAGGGAGAUUUAA